Molecule: messenger RNA, 4400 nt
Organism: Otolemur garnettii (small-eared galago)
Lineage: Eukaryota; Metazoa; Chordata; Mammalia; Primates; Galagidae
Gene: CNNM3
Product: cyclin and CBS domain divalent metal cation transport mediator 3
Exons: 8
Coding region: 1-2136 (711 amino acids)
Biological process (GO): magnesium ion homeostasis; transport
Cellular component (GO): plasma membrane
Molecular function (GO): transmembrane transporter activity
Source: RefSeq, a predicted model, not a curated record
AUGGCGGCGGCGGUAGCGGGUGGGCUAGGCUGGUUGAUUGCUGCGCUCUGCCUGGGCAACGCCGCGGGGGAGGCAGCGCCUUGCCCGCGAGUGCUGGGCUUCUGUCUGGAGGAAGACAGAGAGGCGGGCACUGGGUGGGCAAGCGGAGGAGCGGUGCGGGCCGCACCGGAGGCCACCUUCCGCUUGCGCCUCUUCGGCCCGGGCUUUGCUAACAGCUCCUGGUCCUGGGUGGCCCCUGAGGGGGCGGGUUGCCCGGAGGGCGGACUAGCUGAGGUGCCCGAAGAGGCGGCGGCCCCCUUGGGCGAGUGGCGCGCGCUGCUGCGCCUGCGCGGUGAGGCCGUGUGUCCGCAUUCAGCGCUGCUGGCGGUGCGCGUGGAGCCGGGCGGCGGGGCGGCUGAGGAGGCGGCGCCACCCUGGGUGCUGGUCCUGGGGGCGGCCGGGCUGUUGGCGCUGGCGGCAGUGGCGCGGGGACUGCAGCUGAGCGCGCUGGCGCUGGCGCCGGCUGAGGUACAGGUGCUGCGCGAGAGCGGCUCGGAAGCCGAGCGUGCGGCGGCACGGCGCUUGGAGCCCGCGCGGCGCUGGGCGGGCUGCGUCCUGGGCGCGCUGCUGCUGCUGGCCAGCCUGGCGCAGGCGGCGCUGGCGGUGCUGCUGUACCGUGCGGCCGGCCAGCGCGCGGUGCCCGCUGUGCUGGGCAGCGCGUGUCUCGUAUUCCUGGUAGGCGAGGUGGUGCCGGCCGCCGUGAGCGGCCGCUGGGCUCUGGCGCUGGCGCCGCGAGCGCUCAGCCUCAGUCGCCUGGCUGUGCUGCUCACCUUGCCGGUGGCUCUGCCCGUGGGGCAGCUGCUGGAGCUGGCGGCGCGGCCCGGGCGGCUGCGUGAGCGGGUGCUAGAGCUGGCGCGCGGCGGUGGCGACCCCUACAACGACCUCAGCAAGGGUGUGCUACGCUGCCGGACUGUGGAGGAUGUGCUCACGCCGCUUGAUGACUGCUUCAUGCUGGACGCCAGCGCGGUGCUGGACUUUGGCGUCCUGGCCAGCAUCAUGCAGAGCGGCUACACACGCAUCCCAGUGUACGAGGAGGAGCGCUCCAACAUUGUGGACAUGCUCUACCUCAAGGACUUAGCCUUUGUGGACCCCGAGGACUGCACACCGCUCAGCACCAUCACCCGCUUCUACAACCAUCCACUCCACUUUGUCUUUAAUGACACCAAGCUGGACGCCGUCUUGGAAGAGUUCAAACGAGGGAAGUCCCACCUGGCCAUCGUGCAGAAGGUGAAUAACGAAGGCGAGGGUGACCCUUUCUACGAGGUCCUGGGCCUGGUCACCCUGGAGGACGUCAUCGAGGAGAUCAUCAAAUCUGAGAUCCUGGAUGAGUCUGAAGACUACCGAGACUGCGUUGUAAGGAAGAAACCUGCUUCUCUGAUUGCCCCUCUCAAGCGGAAGGAGGAAUUCUCCUUGUUCAAGGUGUCUGAUGAUGAAUAUAAAGUAAAAAUCUCACCUCAGCUGCUCUUGGCCACCCAGCGCUUCCUUUCCCGAGAAGUGGAUGUAUUCAGCCCCCUGAGAAUCUCUGAGAAGGUCCUACUGCACCUGCUAAAGCAUCCCAGUGUCAACCAGGAGGUGAAGUUUGACCAGAGCAACCGCCUGGCUCCACAUCAUUACCUGUACCAGCGCAGCCAGCCAGUGGAUUACUUCAUUCUCAUCUUGCAGGGCAGGGUUGAGGUGGAGAUUGGGAAGGAGGGCCUGAAGUUUGAGAAUGGGGCCUUCACCUACUAUGGAGUGUCUGCCCUAACAGUGCCAUCCUCCGUUCAUCAGUCCCCAGUGUCCUCAUUCCAGCCCAUCCGCCAUGACCUGCAGCCCGAGCCAGCUGAUGGCACCCGCUCUUCUGCGUAUUGUCCCGACUACACCGUGAGAGCCCUCUCCGACCUGCAGCUCAUUAAGGUUACACGGCUGCAGUAUCUCAACGCACUCCUGGCUACACGAGCCCAGAACUUGCCACAGUCUCCUGAGAACACCAACCUUCAGGUCAUCCCAGGCAGCCAGACCAAGCUCCUUGGUGAGAAGGCCACUGCUGCAGCAGGGUCCAACCACAGCAGGCCUGGUGUCCCAGUGGAGGAAAGUCCUGGGCGGAACCCAGGAGUUUGACUUCUUGCCAGGCAGCCCCAGAUGCGGGAAGCAGACAAGCACAUGGGGAGCUGGAGAGAGCCAAGCAGAAACUUCAUGCCAGCCCACCCCCGCUCUCCAGGCCACGUUUUAGAUGGCUUUGUAGAUGGGGGUCUGGGCAUCUUCAGAACCAGGUGCCGGUGCCAAGCACCUUCAGCAGGCCCUGCCCUCCUUUAGGAGGUAGGGGGUCAGGAGGGCACAGCUCUCUAGGCCUGCUUCUGGAAGGAAUGAAAGGAAUAUCAUCAUCUCUAGGGCCCAGGGCCCAGCCUUUUCCCUUCUCCCCAUAGGCUGUGACAGUGCAGUGUAUUUAUACCUCUUCAGGCCAAGCCACCACGUGAGUGCACAAACUGCCUUUAGGUGGCCAUGACCUAUACUCUGCUUUUUGCCAAUCUUCUGCUGCUGGCAGCACUUUCUGAGCAAACAGAGGACACCAGUUUUGGCAGGGGGUUCAAAUUCAUGGCCUCAUCCGUGGUGUGGAAACCAUUUUUCUGACAAUGCCAUUUUUCAGAGCACAAACUCUAGCCUCUCCCAUGUGCCAAACCAGAAGCACGGUUACCCACCAGUCCGUCCCUCUGGUCCUGCUCCCUCCUGUGGAGGUUGUUCUUCUGACCUCUUCUAGGGCCCUGAGUGAGCGAGCUGACCCUGGUGGCGCUGAUGGGUCCUGCUUCUCUGCCUACCGUGCUGAGUUGCCACUAGCAGUGUUGUCAGUUUCUGUGUUCUUAGAGGUCAUCCCUGGGAGGAGGCAGUCUUCUUGCUGCAUCUAAUCCAGUGGUUCUCAACCUGUGGGUUGUGACCCAGAGGAACUGUAUUAAAGGGUUGUGGCAUUAGGAAGGUUGAGAACCACUGAAUUCUAAACCUUUCUUCCUUGUGUGAUCCCAGAGGAGAGUGGUGCCUGUUAGAUCUGCUUCACGCCUUUCCUUCCCAUAGGCCUCUAUGGAGGUGUUACAGGGCUAUGAUGCGCAGAGCAGCAGGGAGGGAGGGACUGUUAAUGAACCAGAUGGACCCUCAUUACCUUUCUUUAAAAGAAAAAAAAUAAGUUUGUCUUAUAUCUCUAAACAUUUCAAGUUCUUUGCUUUAUUCUGUUCCUAGCUGUGGGGUUUUAAAGAAGUGGAAACAAGAAGGCAUUUGUCUUUUUCUUCUAGUUUACCUUCCCCAGUUCUUCAGCUAUGUGAAACUGGGGUACCACAGGGACAUAGGAUUGUAGAUUGGGGGGAUUUCUGGAACUUUCCUCAAAGGCAUUUGGACCCUUAUAUUAUAAAUAGGACUCAAAGCCACAGAAAUAGUGGUAUGUUUGUUUAGAAAUUGUUCUCAAGGAGUGCACGCUUAAUAGCAAACCCAGGUGGGAAACAAACACUUUGAAAUCUGCCCAGAACAGGGAUUCUUAAUCUUGGAAUCACCUGGCAAAUUAAAAAAUACUUAUACCUGGGCCCGCCUCAGGGCGUUUGACUUAAUCAGUCUGGGCAUCAGGGUUUUAUUUUCAAAAUGUUUUUAGAUUCACAGAAGGGUUUCAUACACCUUUCACCCAGCAUCAGCUUAUGUUAACAUCUUACAUAACCUUAGCAUAUUUAUUCAAAACUAAAAAAUAAACACUGGUGCAAUAAUAUCAUUAACUACAGACUGUUUGGAUUUUACCAUUUUUCCAGUAAUGUCCUUUUGCAGGAUCCAAUCCAGGAUAUCAAGAUAGAGCUGUUGCUUUUCCCCUAACUUUAUAUUUUAAGAUAAUUACAGAUUCAUAGGAAGUUGCAAAGAUAGAGGCCCCGUGCACCCUCCAUUCAGUUUCCCUUAAUGGUUAUAUCUUACAUAAUUAGAAUACAGUAUCAGAACCAAGACUUUAACCCCUGUGCAAUGUGGGCGUAUAGUUCUAUAUCAUUUUGUUCACGCGCACAUUUAUGUAACUACUGCCACAAUGGAAACAGAAUUGUUCCAUCACUGGCAUCUCCUUUGACUACCCCUGUAGAGGCACAUCUCUCCCUUCCCUACACUCCCUUACCCUUGGAAAUCACUGAUCAUUCAUCUGUAGUAUUUUGACAUUUUAAGAAUGUUAUAUACAUGGAAUCAUACAGCGUGUAACCAUUUGGGGUUGGCUUUUUUUUAGUCAGCAUAAUUCUCUGGAGAUUCAUCCAGGUGGUUGCCUGUGUCAUAAGAUGAUUUCCUUUUUACUGCUGAGUGGUAUUCCAUGGUAUACUCAUUGUCCUGUUUAAGGAUGUCUGGAUUGUUUCCAGUUUGGGGCUAUUCCAAAUAAAGCU